Eublepharis macularius is the source of this 1592-nucleotide messenger RNA. RefSeq names its product tRNA aspartic acid methyltransferase 1 (gene TRDMT1). The transcript has 11 exons. The record is from RefSeq and is a predicted model, not a curated record. Gene Ontology annotation, molecular function: methyltransferase activity. The coding region runs from base 109 to 1299 and encodes 396 amino acids. NCBI's taxonomy places the organism in Eukaryota, Metazoa, Chordata, Lepidosauria, Squamata, Eublepharidae.
CUGGCAGGUGGGAACUGAAGAGGCCCGGAACACAAAUGUUGCUCGCGAGUGCGCUUGUCGGAGAGGUGACCCGAUGGCAUCGCGUGCUGCUGGGGCAGAAGGAAGGGAAUGGCGCGAGCGCGGGUGCUGGAGCUGUACAGCGGGAUCGGCGGGAUGCACCAGGCGCUGCAAGCAAGUGGUAUUCCUGCAGACGUUGUUGCAGCUGUCGAUGUAAACACAGUGGCAAAUGAAGUUUACAAGCACAACUUUCCCACCAUCCCACUGUGGUCCAAGACAAUUGAGGGCAUAUCUUUAAAGGAGUUUGACAGACUAUCUUUUGAUAUGAUUUUGAUGAGCCCUCCUUGUCAGCCUUUUACAAGAAUUGGCCGACAGGGUGAUACUUCUGAUCCCAGGACCCGAAGUUUCCUCUAUAUUCUUGACAUUCUUCCAAGGCUUACAAGACUACCAAAAUACGUGCUGUUAGAAAAUGUCAAAGGCUUUGAAACAUCUAUGGCCAGAGACAAACUCGUCCAAACACUAGGAAAGUGUGGUUUUGCAUAUCAAGAAUUCCUUUUGUCUCCAACUUGUCUUGGCAUACCAAACUCCAGGCUGCGGUACUUCUUGAUUGCAAGGCUUCAGUCAGAACCCUUCCCCUUUCAAGCACUGGAUAAGAUAUUGACUGGUUUCCCAAACUUGAAGCCAGUGACUUCAGAGAUACCCAAAGAUGCUACAAGGUUGGAAGAAGGUGGAUCCCCAGUCCCUAUGAAAGAAGCAGCCUCUAGUUCCAAAGAUAACAGGCAACAGUGCUGGCGGAAGGAGGAGUUCCUGUUUAAGCUUGAAACAACUGAAGAACUAGAAAGGAAGCAGCAAAUGGACAAUGAUGUAUCCGUGCAAAUGUUAAAAGAUUUCCUCCAGGAAGAUGGAGAAGGACUGAGUCAAUAUUUCCUACCUCCCAAGUCUUUAUUGCGUUACGCUUUCCUUCUAGACAUUGUGACACCUACUUGCAGGAGAUCUACAUGCUUCACGAAAGGGUAUGGCCACUAUAUAGAAGGAACUGGCUCAGUGUUGCAGACGGCAGAGGAUAUCCAGCUUGAAUCAGUGUUUAAAUCCUUUGAGACUUUGUCUGAAGAAGAGAAGCUUAUGAAACUGUCAACACUUAAACUGCGGUACUUUACUCCAAGGGAAAUAGCAAAUCUACAUGGGUUUCCUCCUGAAUUUGGUUUUCCUGGCAAUGUAACCAUGAAACAGCGUUACCGUCUGCUGGGGAACAGUCUCAACGUACAUGUGGUUGCAAAAUUAAUCUCAGUUUUGGUUGGAUAACAUUGGGAUGCAACAUGGCCAGGGGGCUGCCCAGUGAACAUUCUGCUACAGAUUUCUUAUUUGGAAGCGGAGUAAAACUGGUCACCAGAGACUAUUUGUAAGGCUGCUCAUGUUUAACUUUCAUUACAAAUACCUAUCUCAAGAAUACAUCUCGUUCAUUGUAUGUGGCUGUCAUAUGAAUUGUGGAAAAACACAGUAAAAAAUCAAAGUUUAGUUUUACCUUAUACUUUGUGAAUGCUGAAACCUUCAUGGAUUCAUGAAAAAUAGAUUGUCUAUAAAAAUAUGGUGAUCAG